Neohortaea acidophila is the source of this 4812-nucleotide messenger RNA. RefSeq lists its product as uncharacterized. The record is from RefSeq and is a predicted model, not a curated record. Gene Ontology annotation, cellular component: cytoplasm. The transcript has 2 exons. NCBI's taxonomy places the organism in Eukaryota, Fungi, Ascomycota, Dothideomycetes, Mycosphaerellales, Teratosphaeriaceae. The coding region runs from base 336 to 4637 and encodes 1433 amino acids. Gene Ontology annotation, biological process: regulation of GTPase activity; signal transduction. Gene Ontology annotation, molecular function: phosphatidylinositol binding.
UCCUGCAUCCAGCAUGCACGCACACCUCAUCUCAUCCGCAUCAUGACAGGAAGAGGAUUGCGAUACGCAAUGUGGACUUUUCCAUCCCCAUGAGAGCCAACACUUUUUCUUCCUCUUCACAUCACAUCUUCCCCUCUCAUCCACCCCUCACGCGACUGGCCUUGUUUAAGCGCCGGACCUCUGGAAUGUGAAGGACGAUCCCAUUGGCCACUUAUGAUUGCCGUUGAAGCUUAAACGGCCGCAGCGUCCUGCCAAUCAUUUGACGACGUCGACCGCAUGAAGAUCAUUCCAACCCAGGCCUGGCCGCACCGCACACCUCCGCCCCGAUAGAGGUCAUGGCCUCUUCGGUGCAGGGGCGCGACUUUAGUCCUCCCUCUCUCGCGCGACACAUCCCCCACCACCGCCGGCCGGUAUCACCUCCACCACCCUCGUCGUCUCCAGCAUCAUCAUCAUCCCCACCACCGCCCACCUCGCCCCCCAGUCCCUGGGCAGCGAACGGCGUGCGCUCGCCCAACGCCGCCAAGCGAGUGCCUCGCAAUCCUGCCGACGAGCUUAGAAGCGCCGUUAAUAGAGAUGUGCUAAGAGAAGAGGCCAGGAAGGCGGGCUUCGACCGCCCAUUCGCCGUCCAGCGCAACGUCUCGGCCCCCAUAUUGGCCGCCUCCCCUCCCCUCAGUCCGCCCACUUCGCCCGACAUGAGCUCUACAUCCAACCACCUCCCCUCACGUCCUGCUCCCGCGUCGAAUCCCACGCGAAACUUCUCCAUGGACUCGACGCUUUCGUCCGCCUCCAACAACUCCCCCAAGCCGAAUGGCGCCACCGCACACCGACCGCAGCCUUCUACACGAGACAUUGCAUGUUUGAUCGCCGCAGCCGGUUCCCCCGAGGCCGCCCUGCAGAAGCUGUUCGCCGAGAAGGAGCAUGCCGCCUCUCACAAUGCGCAGCUAUGGAGGCUGGUGGAGAAGCAGCGCACCAUGAUCCUGGGUCUGAACAAGGAUCUCGAAAAGGCCUUGAAAGAGAAGGAGAGGUAUAGGAAGCGAGUGAAGGACCAGCUCCAACAGUCCGAGUCGGCGCCGACGUUGACCACCGCGAAUAUGCAGCUGGAGCAAAUGUUGAGCCGGGAAGAGAGUGAAUCACGCGCGCCCCUCGAGCAUGCCUCGCCCUCAGCCGCUAUCAACACCCGCGACAUCAGCAUGGACAGCCGUCAGGUGAGCGAGACCUCCGAAGGCACCUCCUUUGGCCCUGGCCGCUCCGACGAUACCCCACUCGAUGCCUCCAACGCCCCCUCCUCUGUCCUACCUGCCACCCCACUGUCGGCGGAAAGUCCGCACCAGAUCGUGCGCGAUCUCGAUAUAGCUGCAGCUGCCGCCGUGUCCGCGCAGGAGAACAGAGUGUUUGCUCAGAGUCCGACGAAGCCCUUAAACUCUCCAAGGAGCCCGCAGCAUCGAGACAACCUUCAUAAAUUGACCCCCUCGAUUUCCUCUACUAGCAGCAAUCCGACCCCGUACUUCCCCAGCCCCAAGAUACCAGUGGCGCGAAAAGGGCCUCCCGCUCCUCUAAAGCUGUCGUCACAGAGAGAAGCCGAGGCGGCGGCGAAAGUCACCAACAACAUUAUCGAUCCUUCAGACUCCGAAUACGAGGAAGACCCCGACAGCGCGCGCGCCGAACAAGCUGGACGUGGCCGACGCAAAACUCGUGAAGAGGAUGAGCGCGAACGUGAGGCAGUUGCACGACAGGAGAUGGAGAGCCGAAGUCAAUCGACAAAGGAAAGCAAGGGAAAAGCGCAUCGUUCGACAGACCCUUACGGUGGAGCAGAAAACAUCCCUGCACCCCUUGCAUUUAAGCCUCCAACCGCAGACAUCUCCUCCUCUCAGGCGAGAACGGACGCGCUGACGCAGCGAUUGAAUGAACCGCCUGCGAUUGUCUCUCAACAAGCUCGUGGCAUGGAUCACACUCCACUGCCCAGAAGUAACACUGCGCCAUCGUUACUGAGCCCGGGAUUACCAAUGAGCCCCAGGCCUGUGGACCGUCCAGUGAACUCUCCCAUGCCUCGAGCACCCAACAAGGUCCUCAAUACUAUACCAACAUCGCCAAAUGCUGGUAUGGCUGGCUUACCGCUGUCGCCGAGGGCACCCAGACCACCAUUUGUGCCGAGACAAGACUCACUGCCGGCCAAUUCCUUCUACUUGACCCGCCCCGAAGGCUACCAAACAAUACAACCACAGCCCAGUACACUUGACAGAGACGUGAGGCCUGUUGCGGCAGAAAAUAUUCCACCUGAACAACCAUACGCCCCGACUCCCACGGUGCCGAUGACCUCCGGUGAGAUAUACCAAGGACUCGUCACCGAUGAGUAUCCCGACUUGCUACUCCCACCGAACGCGCUGCCGUCAAUCUACGUAAAGACUGCAUCGUCGAGGAUGAGACCCUCCCGACAAAGCUACCUCGCUCCCAAAGCAGCCGAUGAUAACCCUGUCUUCACUUUGGCAGUAUUUGAGCGGUCUGACCAGAAGCAGCUCUGGCGGGCGGAAAAGACUUUUGCUGCUCUCGCCCAGUUGGACGAGGAGAUCAAGUCCACAUGCAACUUCCGCGAACGCAUGCCUGACAAAGUGCUUUUCAAUGGCCAUGCACCCGCGAGGAUCGAUGCGCGACGAGCUGCGAUCGACGCGUACUUGAACCGUAUGCUCGAGUCGGUGACGGAUGACCGGUCGGCGAUGAUAGUGUGCAGGUUUUUGAGUAUGGAUGCCUUUGGAACAGACGGAGGCAGUUACUUUGGUGGCUCUGUGGAGCUGCGAUCAGAUACCCCGUUGAACAAAAAGCCGCGGAGGGAAGGCUAUCUCACCAAGCGUGGCAAGAACUUUGGCGGCUGGAAAGCGAGGUUUUUCGUCCUCGACGGUCCGAUCUUCAAGUACUACGACUCGCAAGGAGGAGCGCAACUCGGCUCCAUCAAGCUACAGAAUGCGCAGAUCGGCAAGCAGUCUACGGCUUCGGCUCAGAUGUCACAGGAGGAUGAGGAUAACCAAUUCCGGCACGCCUUCCUCAUCCUCGAGCCGAAGAAGAAGGACUCCAAUUCUCUGGUUCGCCACGUUCUCUGUGCGGAAAGUGAUGAGGAGCGGGAUGUGUGGGUGGAUGCACUGCUGCAGUAUGUCGACCACAAAGACGAUUCGGAGGAUCCAUCCAGGGCCUUCCUCUCCGCCAAAGCAGGGGAAAUCGGUCCACCUCGUAGUCCGAGGCUGCAGAAGUCACUCAACGACCUCAGACCUUCUUCGAGCCGCGAAGGACCCGGCAUGAGAACCGAUGGACUCCGCGCUGUUGGUUACAGCGAUGUAGUCGCCGGUGACGCGCCCGUCAUGGGCCCGCCAAGUCCACGCAUAGGAACCGGUGCCUUUCCUCCUCUCGACGGCAACUUCGGUCCCGCGGUCACCCCCGUAGACCAGGCGACCUCCAAUCACCCGAACAUCUCCGGCCCAAGCAAUCCGCAAGUGAUUUCCAACGCGGGCGAAUGGGGUAUGAAACCAGUGCCCACGCCGCCGAACAGGGAUAAGAAACGCGGCAUCUUCUCUGGGUUCCGCGGCCGCUCUUCGUCCGACCUAGGCCCGAACGACAAGCUCCCAGCACCUACUUCGCAUGCGAACGAGCAGAUCUACAGCGGCGGUCCUCCGAGAGCCGUCUUCGGUGCGCCACUUGAAGACGCGUCCCGGUAUUCCCGCCCCGCGGAUGUCGCCACCGAACUUCCUGCAGUCGUAUACCGCUGCAUUGAAUACCUGCUCUCCCACAACGUCGUCGCUGAAGAAGGUAUAUUCCGGCUGUCGGGUUCCAACACCGUCAUCAAAGCACUCCGGGAUCGCUUCAAUACCGAGGGAGACGUGGAUCUUGGUGCAGACGGCAAUUAUUACGACAUCCACGCCGUGGCCAGUUUGCUCAAAUUGUACCUGCGCGAACUGCCGUCGAGCAUUCUGACGCGUGAGUUGCACUUGGAAUUUUUGACGUGCCAGGAGAAACAAGGACGCGAGAAGCUGGUAGGGUUGAACGCACUCGUGAACCGACUGCCGACGCCGAAUCGUGUACUGUUGGCGGCGCUUUCAUCCAUGUUGCAGGCGAUUGUGAACAAUGCGGAGGUGAACAAGAUGAAUAUCCGGAAUGUCGGCAUCGUCUUCUCCCCAACUCUAAACGUCCCCGCCCCACUCAUCUCCUCCUUCGUCGAAGACCAAGCCCUCGUCUUCGGCCCACCACUCACCGAACCCACCAACCCCGCCGCCUCAUAUCCCCCACCCCAACAACAAUACACGUCCAACCCCUACGCCCCGCAACCCCCAUCAACAACAGAUCUCCGCUCCCCCCGCAAGCAAAUGUUCUCCGACCUCCCCACGCCCGCCUACGGCCAGACAACCUUCCAAUCCCUCGGCGUGCUGCAUCCCGACCACGCCGCUGACCCGUCGACGAUGCCCGUCCACCCGGGCACUACGCCUGAGGGCAACGGCGGCGCGGGCGGCUCUUCGUACGCUGCGUACGUCGUUGCGCCGCGGGGUGAAGGUGCGUUUGGGAGUUUGAAUGAUGCGCUUAAGACUCCUGCGCCGCAUACUGUUUAUGGGGUUGCUGGUAAUGGGGUUGUGAGUGCGAGGGAUGGGAGGGGGAGGUGAGGGGGCGAUUGUUGAGUUUCGGCUUCUUGUUUCUGCGUUUCUGGCAUUCAGGGCUGGGAUACCUGCGCUACGGCUGCAUUUUCGAUUGUACUAUAAUUCUUGCCACGAUCCGUUUGCGCCAAAGAUGGCUUUUGGGGCGGCGGAGUGUAAUUUGUGUAAUGACGGGAUUUCUACA